CCUUUUUCUUACAAACCCUAAAUUUCAUAAAUCACUCUGUAGAUUCUGUGAACUAGUGUUGUAGUUUUUCUCUGUAAUAGUUGAAUUUUUUUUUUUAAUUUUUGUUUUUGAAAAAAAAAAGUUUUGAUUUUUGAAGCUUUUUGCUUUGUUUGCAAUGGUGAAGGUUUAAGCUACAGUGUUACGUUUUUUUUUCGGAUUUUAUCUUGAAAAUCGAAGAAUCUGCAUCUGGGUUUCAUCAAAUUUGUAAAAAGUUUGUGUUUUUGAAGCAUUUAGAAAUUUUACUGAGCUCUAAUUUCAUUGUGUUGUUUCUGGGUAUCUUAGUUUUGCAUUCAAGUAAAGUGUUUGUUGUGAAGAAAGUUGUAAAUUUUUGAAAUUUGAGAUUUUGGGUUGUGUUAAAAUUUCUCUGAUUCUGUAAGAAAUGGAAGAAAGAGAGAUUUUUGGUUCUGGGCAUGGUGUGAAUGUUAAUCAGGUCCCACAGGGGUUCAACCUGGGUCAAAAUCAGAAUUCGUUGAGUUUUUCUGGGCCCACUGGUGAGGCUCCGGCUACUGUUCCGGUGAGUGCACCGGUUGGUGGUGGUAUGGAGGUGAAGAAGAAGAGGGGUAGGCCUAGGAAGACUGAAUCUGGAAGUAAACCGGCGCUGUCUCCGAUGCCGAUUUCGGCGUCGAUUCCGUUGACUGGAGAUUUCUCUGGGUGGAAAAGUGGUGGAGGGAAGCCUUUUGAAUCAAUCAAGAAGCCUCUGAAGUUAAAUGAUUUUGAUGAAGAUGAUAGAACAGCUCCACCUAGUUCCAAUUUCAAAACUCAUGUGCUUACCGUAAAUUCCGGAGAGGAUCUCUCUAUGAAAAUAAUGUCUCUUUCUCAACAAGAGAAUCAUACUAUAUCUAUUCUCACGGCAACUGGCACAAUUUCGAAUGUCACACUUCGCCAGUCGGAUGCUUGUGGAGGUACUUCGACAUAUGAGGGAGUUUUUGAGAUUCUUUCCUUGAGCGGAUCAUUUGUGCCAACCGAGAAUGGAUUGACAAAGAGCAGAGCUGGAAGAAUGAGUGUCUCUCUGGCAGGUCCAAAUGGCCGUGUUUUCGGGGGCGCGCUCGCUGGUUUGCUGGUAGCUGCUGGUUCUGUGCAGGUUGUGGUUGCGAGUUUCCUUCCGGAUCAUCAGAAACCGAAGAAGCAACGUAUCGAUCAUAUGUCACCAACCGCCCCUCCUACAUCAACUCAUAUUAACAAUCAUGCAUCUGAUGAAUUGAAAACCGAUCUCGGUGGAAUGAAGCCUAUCAUGUCACCGGCCGGCUUUAACUUCGCUACAUUCGGUAAUGGCCAGGGCUCUGGCAACUCAUCAUCAUCUGGCGAUGAUGACGAGCAUGUCCAACCCUAGUCAUUCCGAAGACGAAGUAUGUGUUUGAUUUUGACUAUAUAAGAAAUUGUUAUAUUAUGGACAAGUAUAAGUAUUUGUUAAAUGUAGUUCUAAUAUUUAUGUAGCAAUUAGAUUUAGGAUACAUGUUGAUGUUAUGUAUGCUAAGAAUGUUAAAUUUGAGUGCAAGUGGAAUGUUUCUUAUAUGUAACCUAACAAUUUAUAUUGUAUGUUGUGAAAAUUUAAAUUAGUUUUUGGUUUUA
Messenger RNA from Vicia villosa (hairy vetch), 1608 nucleotides. Its product is annotated as AT-hook motif nuclear-localized protein 6-like. The record is from RefSeq and is a predicted model, not a curated record. Bases 419 to 1369 code for a protein of 316 amino acids. NCBI's taxonomy places the organism in Eukaryota, Viridiplantae, Streptophyta, Magnoliopsida, Fabales, Fabaceae. Gene Ontology annotation, molecular function: minor groove of adenine-thymine-rich DNA binding. The transcript is spliced from 5 exons.